AUGGGGGGUGGCCUCACAUUCACCUUAAAGCUGCAAGGAGAGAAGGUGAGGGUGGCCAUGGCAGCAGUGGCCCCGGGCUUGGAAAGUCGCAGGCCCUCACUGGUGGGUCUAGGGGGUUCUGGGUCAUUGAGAGGCAGCUCUGCUGAUGGUUAUUUCUCAGUUUCUUGUAGAAAACACCUCUUGGGCCUCUCCCUCCCCACCAGGCAUCCUGAGAUGGGUCGGCCUAGUGGAGUCCCCUGGGGAGGACCAAGGGUGGGCACCCGGGCCAGGCUGCUGGCUGGGAGAAAAUGUAGGUGCCUCUCCCCAGCACUCCAUUCUGGCUUCCUGCCUUCCAGGAAAGGCUAG
Rangifer tarandus platyrhynchus (Svalbard reindeer) is the source of this 345-nucleotide messenger RNA. Lineage: Eukaryota; Metazoa; Chordata; Mammalia; Artiodactyla; Cervidae. The record is from the annotation of a GenBank genome assembly.